Iphiclides podalirius (scarce swallowtail) is the source of this 1764-nucleotide messenger RNA. NCBI's taxonomy places the organism in Eukaryota, Metazoa, Arthropoda, Insecta, Lepidoptera, Papilionidae. The record is from the annotation of a GenBank genome assembly.
AUGACCGAAGGUACAGUCGAUGUCCAAGAAUUGGAAAAACUAAGACCAUCUACAGACUUGAAUAAUGAUACGAGCAAUAAUUCCCACAUACCUGAUGAUAAAACUUCUCAGAAAUGGAGUAUUAUACUGGAGCCAGCGUUGGCCGGUGCGAUGAUGGCCAUAAAUCUUGGACAGACUUCUUUGCAAAAUUUCUAUCUACGAACAGCUUGCACAGUCGAUUUGGGUUACUCAUUCGAUGUGUGCGAUAGAGGUGUAGGUGAGGAAUUUCGAACUGCUGAGGCAGCCAGUCAGAUGGUGGUGUCUGGUGUUAACAUCAGCAGGAGUUUCGUGGGUUGCUUGCUGUCCACAAUCGUUUUGUUGUUUGUGGGCCCAUGGAGCGACUGCAGCGGUCGUAGGAAGCCACUGCUCAUCAUGCCUCUGGUUGGCAUGACCGUCAUGACCACCGGUGUCCUAUUAUUGCUAACGUUCCCCGGUGCUUCAACAAUGCAAGUGCUGUACGUAGUGCAAAUACCGAUCUCAUUGGGCGGCAACUUCGGUUUGCUUCUGGCGGCAUCUUUCAGCCACGUUGGCGAUAUCUGCCACGCGACCGGUCGUGACAUAACACGCACGAUGGGUAGUCACCGUGCUGCUAUACAAAUAGCCCACGUGAUUGGUGCAGUCAGCGGUCCCCUGCUUUACCGGCAUCUAGGAUUCUACGGUGUGUUCCCACUUGUUUUAUUACUGCAGUUAGCGUCGCUGCUCUACGUGAUAUUAAUGAUAAAGGAUGUCAACGUGAACAAUGAUAACAAAGUGUCCGUUUUCAAUUGGAGAUUGCCUCUGAACGCGUUCCAGUGUCUAGUGCGGGGCCGGGACGGCUACAAAAGAACCAUUAUAUUCCUCAUGUUGAUAGUCGCGCUCGGCGACCGCAUGCUCCUAUCUGCCGAGGUGUUGCUUGCAUACAUGUUCUACAGAUAUAAAUUCAAAUGGGAUGAUGUCAUGUUCGGAUCAUUCCUUGCUUACAGGAACAUUGUCAGCUUUGUAGGCACAUUGCUCAUACUAACUGUGCUCAAACGACGGCUACGAUUAUCUGAUGAGAUGGUUGGUGUUCUCAGCUGCAUAUCCUACGUUCUUGCUACUUCAGGACUAAUAGCUGCGUCUACAACUCUUGUUGUAUUUUUACUUCCGCUGAUUGGAAUUAUAUCACAGGGUUCGCAAGUUGUACAAAGGCCUAUACUCAACAAGCAAAUUUUGCCCACAGAACAAGGUAAAAUUUACAGCGUAUUGGGGGCAUUAGAGUCAGCAACUCAGACGUUUUCUUCGCCCCUGUACUCUUUACUUUAUACGAAAACAGUGUCUUCAGUGCCGGACGCGUGGUUAGCACCUGGCAUCGUACUGGCCAUAUUCCAACUACUAUCCUACGCAGUGACAAGGAGACUAGGAACGAAAACGUCUAAAGACAUUGUACAUAUAGAGAAACACAUUUCUUUAGUAACGUUAGAAAAGGCUCCAAAAGAAAAAGAAGAACCCCUUAAGAAAGAAGAAUCUAACCUUAACCUUGAGAUUGGGAAUAGCAUUCCAUGUAAGAAUGCAACGCCCGAAUAUGUACGAUCCUCGAAUUCACGGUGUUCAAAGCCACGGUGCGAAUGCUUCCGCAAGACCGAGCCCCUGUUUUGGCCCUACGAGACCCAACACGCUGUCACCGUGCUUUGGCCCACCCCCUACGCAGGCUACCUUCGCCACGAACCCUUGCAUUGCACCGGCGUUUACGGCACCCAAUCAGGAACC